Rhineura floridana is the source of this 7749-nucleotide messenger RNA. It is a transcript of the gene SPTLC2, whose product is annotated as serine palmitoyltransferase long chain base subunit 2. The transcript is spliced from 12 exons. Lineage: Eukaryota; Metazoa; Chordata; Lepidosauria; Squamata; Rhineuridae. Bases 231 to 1913 code for a protein of 560 amino acids. The record is from RefSeq and is a predicted model, not a curated record. Gene Ontology annotation, cellular component: serine palmitoyltransferase complex. Gene Ontology annotation, biological process: ceramide biosynthetic process; sphingosine biosynthetic process. Gene Ontology annotation, molecular function: serine C-palmitoyltransferase activity; pyridoxal phosphate binding.
CGCCUACCCUCACCGCAAAAGGAGCCAUACCUCCGCCUGGAUCCCGUUUCGCCUCGAGGGCGCUUCCAUUUCCUCCCCUCUCUCACGCUACUAAUUUGCGGCGUCACCGCUCUACGGUGACGUUCUUGCCUGCGAUUGGCGGGCGCUUCCGGCUGGGCUUCCGGUGCGAUAUUCCUGUGCACGGACGGGCGGUGGUUGGUUUCUAAGCUGUUACUGCCUGAGCCGGCAAGAUGAAGCGCGGCCCCGAAAAGCUGAGUGGGCAACCCCGUGCCAACGGCUGCAGCCUCGCGGGGCACGGCUCCGGCCUGAAGAACGGCUAUGUGCAAGGCUUCUCCGGAGCAGAGGCCGACGGCCAGCUUCAUCAUAUUGUCCACAAUGGAGGCUUAUAUAAAAGACCUUUCAAUGAAGCUUUUGAGGAAACACCGAUGCUGGUUGCUGUACUGACUUAUGUAGGCUAUGGUGUCCUCACCCUUUUUGGGUAUCUUCGAGACUUUCUGAGGUAUUGGAAUAUUGAGAAAUGUCAUAUUGCAACAGAAAGAAAAGAACAAAAGGAGUUUGUCUCUUUGUACCAGGAUUUUGAAAACUUCUAUACAAGGAACCUCUACAUGCGCAUUAGGGAUAGCUGGAACAGACCAAUCUGCAGUGUACCAGGAGCCAAAGUAGACAUAUUAGAGCGGGUUUCCCAUGAUUACAAUUGGACAUUCAAGUACACAGGAAAAGUAAUUAAAGGCAUAAUUAACAUGGGAUCCUACAACUACCUUGGAUUUGCACAGGAUACUGGAGUUUUCAUGGAUUCAGUGGCUAAAGUUCUUUCACAGUAUGGAAGUGGGUUAUGCAGCACAAGGCAAGAGAUGGGAAACUUGGACAAACAUGAGGAGCUAGAAACAUUACUGGCCAGAUUCCUUGGUGUGGAGUCUGCUUUGGCGUAUGGGAUGGGAUUUGCAACCAACUCAAUGAACAUUCCUGCUUUAGUUGGCAAGGGCUGUCUAAUACUAAGUGAUGAGUUAAAUCAUGCAUCUCUAGUACUAGGAGCAAGACUUUCAGGAGCAACAAUUCGAGUCUUCAAACACAAUAAUAUGCAGAGUUUAGAGAAGCUGCUCAAAGAUGCCAUUGUAUAUGGGCAACCACGCACCCACCGACCAUGGAAAAAAAUUCUCAUAAUUGUUGAAGGAAUAUUCAGCAUGGAGGGAUCAAUAGUCCGACUACCUGAAGUAAUUGCCCUUAAGAAGAAAUACAAAUCGUAUCUGUAUCUGGAUGAAGCUCAUAGUAUAGGAGCAUUGGGUACCAAUGGCCGGGGUGUUGUGGAAUAUUUUGGACUUGACCCCGAGGAUGUAGAUAUUAUGAUGGGGACAUUCACCAAGACUUUUGGAGCUGCUGGAGGAUAUAUUGGAGGCAAGAAGGAGCUGAUUGAUUACCUUCGUGUCCAUUCGCACAGUGCAGUAUAUGCCACAUCGCUUUCGCCCCCAGUGCUUGAGAAAAUUGUUGUAACAAUGAAGUGCAUUAUGGGUGAAGAUGGCACAACACUUGGAAAGCAACGAAUACAGCAGUUGGCUGAGAAUACCAGGUAUUUCCGAGGGUGGCUUAAGAAAAUGGGCUUUAUCAUCUACGGAAAUGAAGACUCACCUGUUGUACCUUUGAUGUUGUAUAUGCCGGCAAAACUUGGUGCAUUUGGGCGAGAGAUGUUGAAAAGACACAUAGGUGUUGUUGUUGUGGGUUUUCCUGCUACUCCAAUAAUUGAAUCCAGAGCCAGAUUUUGUCUGUCCGCAGCUCAUACCAAAGAGAUGCUUGAUAUUGCUUUAAAGGAAAUAAAUGAAGUUGGAGACCUCUUGCAACUGAAAUACUCCCGUCAUCGAUUGGUACCUCUCCUUGACCGGCCUUUUGAUGAGACUACAUACGAAGAGACUGAAGACUGAAUUCUCUCCAUUCCUUUUUGUAGACCUGGCACACUCUUCAGAACUCUGUGUGGCUCCAAGGCCAAGAUCCUUGAACCAGUUAAUGACUGCUUAGCAUAAAGAGAAUGACUUUUUACUCACAAAACUGGUGGCCAUGCUAAUGUGUUGUAAACAGCAAAACAAAACCUGGUCUUGCCCUAGGGAGGAGCUUGGCUUACAUUUUUUAAAAUGCUGAUUUCUUUAUUUGUCACAAUGAGAUCACAAUGGCCACUGUUGGCACUGGGUGUGUGCCCCAUCAUACUGCCACACGGGCAUUGUUAAUGUGUCUUAGGAUGCUGUGUAGCUUCUGUCACAACAUUUCCUUUUUCAUGACUAAAAUCUAAUCUCCUUAAGAGUGCAAGACCGGCCAGUUUGUUCAGUUAAGGCUUCUGAGGAAAUUAUUGAUACCUAACUUAAAUAUACUUAACAAGAAAUGACACCUAAUUUGAAUAUAUUUAACAUGAAAUAAUCAAAGUAUAUUCCUUGUCCCUUUACAUAGUGCUUUUUUGGUCUUUUUAUUAAAAUGUGGUUGACUUGCCGCUUAAGGACUGUUACUCAGUUCUUCAAGGUACAAAGCAGGAAAUCUUCCAGGACUUGUCACCACCUUUGUUUUUCAGUUCGGGUACCAAAUGUUCCUUCAUUAGGGUAAGUAGCAAAGAAUAUCUUGCGGAAGGAUAGAACUUGAUGGGCAUUUCCCUUUCCUUGUUUAGAAUUCCUUCAGCUCCAGAGUGCAGUCACAAUUCUGCUUUCCAAAAGUGAGUUCUAGUAUUACUUGUUGGAACGGUGACUGUCUGUCUUAACUCUGGGGAUUGGGGUUUGGGAGGAGAAUCAGACUGGCUGGGAGGAAAUUGCAUGCUAAGGCACCUUUUCCUCCGUUCAUGUAGCAGCAUUCCUGCUCUUCUUCCUGGCAGAACUGAUGGUGCAGUUCUUCAAAAUGUAAAUGCUGACGGUCUGUCUCCUCAGAGGGCCUUCCGUGUGAUACUUUCAUUGAUCCUGCUAUAUUGGUACCAAUUAGAUGCCUGCUGUGGCCACAGAAGGUAGACAGCAUGAGGCACAAUCCCACUACAGUGUAUAUGCACAGGUGGUUAUUCACCUGGAGUAUUUUGUGAAGUUGCUUUUAUAGCAAUCUGUGUAUCAAGAGCAAUUAAUAGGUUCCCAAGUAUACAAAUGGAAAAAAUGACUCUUAGUCUGUUGGGAUUCUUUGUGCUAGUGGAAGCAACCAUUUUAUUAGCUUUGUUUCUCAACACCUACUUCUCCCAUUUCACAUACCUUAAUCUUUGGAUUUUUGCCCCCAAAUGUUUAAAAUUAACAUUGGAAGCAAAAAUGCUUCACUUUUGGAGAAUUGGAUUCUCAAAAGCAAGCUAAACUGAGAAAUUAGUUGCUGUCAGCUCCAUCUUCCAGUGAAUUCAGUUUACUAUGGCUGUUUUUUUAAUGUACUAGAGAUAAUAUAUGGGCAUUGGCAGAAGUGCAGUGUGCUGUUUUCACACAUAUGCAUUGUGAAGUCACAGUAUCCGUGGUUUAACUUCAUAUUCUUUUAGCCAUAGAAUUCUUUAACAUUUUGCACAUAGGAAACCUCCUCACUUGUACAUGCUUUAUUAAUUCUCGCAGAGGAUUAUGCCUAACACUGGAAGUUUCUGAGCAACUGAAAGUCUUUCAGGUUGCUUAAAGAGCCUCUGCUUUCCCUUCCAAUGUGGCGAGAACUUUAGAUAGGUCAGGGUAAGGACUUCCAAGGUCUGAUUCAGAAUUAAGAAAUGAUAUUUGACCAAAGAACAGAUUGUAGUUACUAAUGUGUGCAGUACUUUUUGCCAAGGCCUGAAACAAAGGUAGAGCUUAAGCUUUGCGGGUGCAUUUCCAAGUCAUAGAACCAAAUGCACAGGAAAAAGGAAAGAGUCAAAAUAGUAUCUAAAAGUUCCCAUUUCACAAAUAAUAUGUUCAUAUGAACUGGCUCUGCUGGAACUAGUCUUCAUUUCCACUGAAUUUUAGCAGCGCACCUUGGGGGGACUUUCUAUAUCUCCAUAUAUCUGUGUUAAUGCCAGACCAUCAUAUAUUUCCUGAUCAUUCCAAAGAUCUUCUGCCCUGGAUUAGUGAGUUAUUGGGAAUGACAGUUUGCAUUUCUCUAUCAAGCUGCUUAAGGGCAGCACCACACAACUGUUUCAGGAGACACUGAUUUGCCAGCAACGUCUUCUGCAGCAGACGUGUGAAGUACAGUGAUAAGAGAUGUGGAAGUUUCCUCCAAUAGUCAUAAAUGAUGUGCUAUCCAAACCUUGUUUAGACCAGGGCUGGGGAACCUGUGGUCUUCCAUAGGUUGUUGAGCUACAGCUCCCAUUAUUCCUGACCAUUGACCAUGCUGCCCGGGGCUGAUGGGAGUCCGAGUCCAACUUCUUGGAGGGCCACAGAUUUCCCAUCCAUGGUCUAGAACCUAUAUAGAACGAAAUGUAAGAAUUAAAUAAUUUAAAAAUAAUUUCUGAGGAUUUGGUUAAGGAACUGGCUGCCCCUGCACUCAAUUGACUUUAUCCCCACAUAAAGUGAUGCAAUUUGCAAAGGUUAGUUCAUUGGCUGAAAAAUAUUCAUCAAAAUAAACUGCUCUGUUUCUGGCCUUGUAAAUAAAAGUGCUUUUGUGCAUGUGUGUGCAUGCACACAGGCAGUCUUAGGAUGAUACAAAGCUAUUUAGGGGGAAAGAUUAUGUUUAAGGUUUAACAGUAAAUGCAGGCUGUUUUUGAGCAUGGUUUUGAUUGCAUUUCCCACAAUAGCAUUAGUAGAAAUACUUCAGUAAUACCUACAAGAAAAAUUGGACAACCUAGCAGGAUGAAUGAUGUAUGGUGGUAUGGCUUAAAGCUGACCUAAAUACUUAAAACUCUACAGCUCUGUGUUCAGAAAGGAGGAUGUCAGGAAAACUUUUUAAUACGUGCUUUGCGUGAAAGGUAAAGGGGAAGGAGAAUAUAGGAGACAAAGGUCUUGCAGCCUCAUCUACUGUUUUUCUUUGUGUCCUUUGCUAGAAUGGAUGCCAGCAUCCUGGAUGAAGACAUUGAGUUGUAUUCAACAUAGCACUAAGCAGAUUGUUCCAUCAGCACAAGAAUAUCUCCUUGCACAGUGGAACAGUGUCCCCCUGUGCACCUCCUAAAUCUAUUCUGGAGGUUCCAUCAACCCUCCAGAGCAGAUUUGGGCAUGGCACAGGGUACACAUGGGGGGAGGAGAGGAAGGAAUCCUGUUGCGCUAAGCACACGUUUUUAAUUGAAUAGUUCUCACCAUCAACAUGUAAUGUGGUAUGAUGUGGCUCAUGGGAAUGAAAAAGACAACUUCCCUAGUUUUUGAAAGGGCUCUUCAUUGCCUGUAUGAUCAAUCUUUGGGAAAUGCAGGGAAAAAUGUAUUUACAACAGGAUACUGGGUGGUUUCCUUAUGAAAGAACAAUUGCUGUUUUCCUCCCAAGGGAAUAUUCCAAAAGAUCAAGAAUGCACCCUAGAUUGUCAAGCCAAGCAAAUUUAGACACCUGACCUGGAAAAAGAUAAUGGAAGUUAUAGCCCUCACUGUACCAAAGGCCAAAAUGCUUAUGUUGGAGUAAGUAAACUUCUAUCAUCCUCUGAAACCUGCCUGAUCUAGAUCUCCUAAAUGGCUGCAGCAAUUGAAAUGCUCUUGCAUUUUGAAUUUCAUGCACAGAUGGAAAGGCCAGGGAGAGCUAAGAAAAAUAACUUUCUCUCUGGGUGGUGGUAUUUGAACCUUAAUUGUUGAUGGAAGGGCAAGCACAAUGGGAUGAAAGGAAUAAACCUUGAAGGGUCUAAUCUAUCACAUUUAGCAGCUACCUUCCAUUAUACCCCAAAUACCACAUUACAAUGUGCAGUGCUGUGUAUCAGCUUGGCAACUUGCAGUUUUCAUCAGCAGCAUCUUCAUAAUUAUCCACCACUGUCCUUUAAAAGAGUGCUGAACGUUGGAAUGCUACAUACUGCUGUGGGCCUCUAUCCAAUAACAUGCUGGCUGCCUCGAGAUCGGAGUUUGAAAUAUAUGAGAACAUCAUCCAAAUGAAGCUGUUUUUGCUAAAAAUGGGGGUUCAAAUAAUACAGCUUGUGUACUUUCUAAGGGAUAACUUUUCAGUUGACUUUGUAUACUAUACUCUGGUAUAGAUUCUAGAGUGCACGUGGCACAGCAUGUUGCACAAACAAUGAGCAUAAUCAUUUUCAGUAUUUGUUUCUUUAAAAUGCAUGCGAUUAGAUAAUGCUCAGGUUCCUGCUCUUGUGUAUUUUGAAGACACAGGUACUGAAAGAUGCAAGUACACACUUCACAUUUGUGUUGCUCAUUCUAUAUGUGAGUACUUUGUACUCAGGUGUGCAUACCAGAGUCCAAAAAAGCAAAGUGAGAAUCUGCCUGAAGGAUCUGUGCAAUAACAAUGCACAUUUCCUGUGUCAGGAAAAAUGGGAAGAGUAUUGAUUAACUAGGCUUAAUGUUAUUUGACUCCUUAAAGUCUGUAAAACUACUUUUUAAAAGGCCUUAAAAUGUUUUGGUUCUUGGCAUGAUUCAAACUGAUCCUAUAGAUAAUAAAAACUAGAUAUUCUAUGCCCUUUAGUCAUUAAGGUGAUUUGGGGUCUGUUCACAUAUUGGUAGGUCGGUCUGUCAAGCUUAAAAUGGUGAAGGAUAGUGGCUAAUUCUCAUCUAAGUGUCCUAGACUUGGAGGCUCACACACAAGAUUUUACCAUGCACACACUUAUCUUCUUAACUCUUUUCAUAGAGAAUAUUAAAAUAAUGCACUCAUAGUGUGAUGGUUGGUAUAUUUUGUCAAGGACUUUGUAUUUUCUCCCUAAAGUAGUAAAUACUGGCUGUCACCUCCAUUAAGGGUGAAAUAGUAAUAUCCACGAUAUAAAUCUAACCAGGUGAAUCACAUUAGGCUAGCUUCACCAUAUUGGAAUUAAUGUGGGAAGCUGAUUUAGCUUGCUAACAUUCCUGGGAGUUUAUUAUAUGAAGCAUUUCAUGUGCUCCGACCCUUUAUUUGAUGGUGUGAUGUUUGGCUUUGCAGCUUUGAGGUCUAUUUGUUUGUGAAGAGGGUUGAUAGAGGCCCAGUCCAGAUAUAAGAGCUACUUUUGCCUUCUCUCUGUUAUGCUUGACAUUAUCUAAUUGAUCUUUUUGUAGGGGCUGCUGUAGAACUAAUAAUCUGAUGGGAAAAUAAAUUAUUUAGGUAGCUAUCUACGACAGCUGGCAGGUGUCUCUCUAGAGCAGCUGGGAUGUGCCAAGAAGGUGACAUGAUUACCAAAACACUGUCCACAAACAAAAGUGCACUGAAAUAUGCGAACCUUCCUGUGUUGUCCAUUUGCCAAAUGUGCUGUCCUUUGGCCAGUAUUUCGGCAAACCCCGUCCUAAAGGCAUCUCCUGCAUUUAUGUUACAACUAUAGAGGAGGUCAAAUUUAGGAGAAAAAUGGAGGGUGGGAAUUACUAUAUGGAGCCUGAGGCUUAAGGUUAUUAUUGGCCCUGAAGCUAAUGGUGGCCCAUAUUUUUAUAGCCCUAGGGCAGGCAUGCCCUUGAAGUUGCAAGUUCUAAGUCUUAAAUUGCAAUGUUCUCCUAUGCCUCUGUUGGUAAUAAUGUACAUAUAUCAGAUUUUUUUGUAGAUAUUAAAAAUUUUAAAUGAAAAUUUUAAUUGCCUCCCUGUAAUGUUCCAGAAAUGACUUUUUUACACCUUGAAUAAUUAACACAAAUUUGGGUACCAUGUGGGUAAGGAGGAUUAAGAGAAGCAGAUUCUACAUUGGCUUUUUUGAAAGUAACAAUGCAUGUUAAGCUGAGAGAAACUGCUUGACAAAAUCUAGCUAUGUUCUGCUUAAUAAAGAAUUCAUAAAUUGCC